Rotaria sp. Silwood2 is the source of this 2025-nucleotide messenger RNA. Lineage: Eukaryota; Metazoa; Rotifera; Eurotatoria; Philodinida; Philodinidae. The record is from the annotation of a GenBank genome assembly.
AUGGCUCAAUCAAAUGAGAACAUACCUGAUUUCUUGACGUCCAUGGCUAAUAUUAGUCUUGCGGUGAUGCAACAUUUAAGAGCCUACGACUGGGAUGUUGAAGCCGCUGCAGAAUCAUAUCUAUAUAGUUUUCAACGACUAAGAACUCAGGAAACACCUAAUUGUGGUCGGUUAAAUUCAAAUUUAGAUAGAUCUACAUCGGAAUCAUUGAAUGAACACAAUGAUCAUUCACCACAACCUUUCGCAUCCGAUGAUCAUCAAAUCAAUAAUGAGUCACAAAUAGACUCACCAUCAUCAUCAUCGUCACAACAACUGAAUCACUCGCUUCGUGAACCAAUAGGCGUUGAUCUUUCCAAUCAAGGAUCCUUCAUUGAACAUUCUAAUUGUUUUACUUCAAAUACAGAUGGAUCAUUUCCACUCUUUCCUAACAUUCAUGAACAUUAUCAUGGAUCGACAGCGGCUAUUCAUAAAACGGUCGAUAUUUUACAACUUCGUGCUGAUAACAUUCGAAAUCAAUAUGUAGUAUUUGUUAGUACAUCAGAACAUCACUCGAAUAUUUUACCAUGGAAAGAAACAGGCGUUGAAUUCGUUCAAAUUCCUAACAAUAAACAAGGUCUCCUUGAUCAAAAUGUUCUAAAAACUAAAUUAAAAUAUUAUCGUGAACAAAUCAAAAAGAAUAUUAUUUGUACAUUUAGUGCAGCAAGUAAUGUCACUGGUAUUCUAGCCGAUGUUGAUCCUAUUUCAGAAUUGGUUCAUGAACACGAGGGUUUGAUAUUUUGGGACUAUGCAGCAGCAGCACCUCAUGUUCAUAUCAAUAUGAAUCCAUCAGAAAAAGCUGCUAAAGAUGCAGUAUUUAUUUCAACGCAUAAAUUCGUCGGUGGACCUGGAGCACCAGGUAACUCAUAUAAAUUAUUUAAAAAAAAAGAUAUUCUUACGCUUUUAAAAUUAGGUCUUCUCAUUGCAAAAAAGAAGAUUUUUACAAAUCGUGUACCGAGCGGUCCUGGUGGUGGUACAGUUAAUUAUGUUACUCGACAAGCAGUAGAAUAUACAAAGGAUAUUGAAACUCGAGAAGAAGGUGGAACACCAAAUAUUCUUGGUUCCAUUCGUGCUGGAUUAGUUUUCAUUUUAAAACACGCCAUUGGACAUGAACUAAUUGAUGAUCGAGAAAAGAAAUUAGUAGACAAGUUCAUUCAGCGUUUUCGAGAUAGUGAAACAUUAUUAAUUCUUGGUCCACUCGAUAUUCCUCGUCUGGCAAUAUUUUCUUUUCUAAUAUAUGUACCAUCGAUUGGCAAAUAUUUACAUCACAAUUUUGUUUGUUCACUAUUGAAUGAUUUAUUUGGAAUUCAAGUAAGAUCAGGAUGCUCUUGUGCGGGUCCAUAUGUAUUAAUUGACGAUGAAAAAGCAGAUAUUUAUACAAGAUUCAUUACUGAAGAUUCAAGUCGAAAAGUUGACAACCAUAAUUUGGAAAUUCCUCAGAAUUCAUUAAUGAAGCCGGGUUUUACUCGUUUUAAUCUAUCGUAUUUUAUCGAUGAUGAAGAAGUAAAUUAUAUUCUUGAUUCGAUUGAUUUUAUUGCGCAAAAUGGUUGGCGAUUUCUUCCGUUGUAUAUGUACGAUUCAAAAACUGCUAUAUGGCAUCCUCGCCAUCUGCUUAGAGAAAAUCAUUUCAUUGAAGUUCAUCAACUCGAAACGACUACUUUUCAAGAUGGCACAAUACAAGAAACAACUUCUGUUCCUAAUUCAUCACAGAGUUUUAGUCGUCAACUAUCAUUAGUUAGCUCAUCUUUAUCAUUAACUGGUGGUCCUUUGCAACAAGCACGAGUUAUGUGCGAGAAAAUGCCAGAACAUGUCUACAAACAUCUAAAUUUUCUAACUGACGCUCCACUGGCUAUUCCACAGAAUUAUAAAGAUUUGAUUUGGUUUAUUGAACCCAAAGAAGUCGUAUUGGAACUAUUGAUUGAACUAGGACGUAAACAGCAACAAGCUCAUACUAGUCCUCCCUUUAAACCGCGAUAUAAAACUACAUAA